AUGAGUCGCAAGUCCCAAGCCACCGCCCAAAGCUCCUUCAAGUGCCAAGUGUGCGGCAAAGUGUUCGGCCAACAGGGUCAUCUCUUCAUUCACAAGAAUGUCCACGCGGAGGUGAGGCCCUUCGGAUGCGACACCUGCGGCAGGCGCUUCAGUCAGAAGGGAAACCUCCUUCGCCACUCGCUCUUGCACACCAACGAGAAGCCCUUCGGAUGCGGCGUCUGCAGGAAGUUCUUCGUGCAAAAGGCUCACUUGGUGAAACACGUGGUGGUUCACAGGCAGAGGCUGGCUGCCCUCAAGAGGUGUCGGCGGAGGGAGGCGUUGGAGCGAGGGUCCUCCGCUGAGGCCAAGGAGGGCGCCCUCAGGUGCAAGGUCUGCGGAUUACAGUUCAGGCGGAUUUUCCAGCUGAUGGAACACCUGAAGGCCCAGCAUAUUCUCGGAAGGGAAGGGAAAUAG
Messenger RNA from Penaeus vannamei (Pacific white shrimp), 453 nucleotides. The record is from RefSeq and is a predicted model, not a curated record. NCBI's taxonomy places the organism in Eukaryota, Metazoa, Arthropoda, Malacostraca, Decapoda, Penaeidae.